Messenger RNA from Vanessa tameamea, 2609 nucleotides. RefSeq lists its product as uncharacterized. NCBI's taxonomy places the organism in Eukaryota, Metazoa, Arthropoda, Insecta, Lepidoptera, Nymphalidae. The transcript is spliced from 15 exons. The record is from RefSeq and is a predicted model, not a curated record. Gene Ontology annotation, molecular function: metallocarboxypeptidase activity; zinc ion binding. Gene Ontology annotation, biological process: proteolysis. Bases 24 to 2609 code for a protein of 861 amino acids.
GAAUAGAAAAUAUUUUUUAUACGAUGAAAAUAAAUAUUUUUAUGUUUGUUUUAAUAUUUUUAAUAAAUUUUAAAUUUUGCAAGAGCAUUUCUUAUAGGAACUAUACGUUAUACAAUGUUGUCCCAAUUGAAAGGUAUCAGUUAGUUUUUCUAAAAAAUCUGGAACAACAGAAGUAUUUAAAUGUGAUUUUUUGGACAAGGCCGUUUAAAAUGUACAAUGAUAUUCAAAUACUGGUCGCUCCAAAUGACUUGGAUAUGUUUAAAGAGAGGUUAAGACAUUUCCAAAUGAAAGGAGUGAUAUUGACUAGUGAUAUACAAAAGUUUUUUGAUCAUCAAAAAAUUCGUGGCUACACACGUAUGCAGAUAGAUACAUUUGCGUGGGAUUCUUAUCACAAUUUAGAAGGGGUAUAUCAAUGGAUGACUGAUAUUACUUCAAAAUAUUAUGAAAAAAUCGCUUUGAAAACUGUUGGAAAAUCUGCUGAAGGCAGAGAGAUAUUAGCUAUUGAAAUCAGAAAUCCGAAAGCAAAAUCAAAGGUUAUAGUUGAAGGUGCAAUCCAUGGUAACGAAUGGAUAACAACUGAGUUCGUCACUUAUCUUGCGUAUAAACUUAUCAAUGCCGAUAAAUCACUGAACUCGCGGUUGAAACAAGUGGCAAGGAAGUAUCACUGGUUCCUGAUACCGGUCGCAAAUCCUGAUGGUUAUAAUUAUAGUAUGACAGUUGAUCGUCUGUGGCGCAAAAAUAGAAGAGAUCUCGGCAACGGGACGUUUGGGGUUGAUUUAAAUAGAAACUUUGACUACAGUUUUUGCAAUCACGGAGGAAGUAACAAUCCUAACAAUGAAUAUUACUGUGGCCCGGAACCUUUUUCUGAACCUGAAAGCCGAGCUCUGUCUUACUUCAUAGACAAUAAUAAAGGGAAUCUGAACUAUUAUUUUGCUUUCCACUCGUACGGACAGAAAAUAAUUAUUCCAUACUCUGAUAGAGUUAAACAUAUUGAAAAUUUUUCAGAAAUGGAAAAUUAUGGGAAACAAGCUAUAUUGAAAAUGUAUAAAUUGAAUGGCGUCAAAUACGGAGUUGGAACUAUUUACGACACGUACGGAUGCAGAAUAUCUGGCGACAGCAUAUCGUGGGUGAAGAAAACGUAUAAAGUCAAAUACUCAUUAGCGUUCUACCUCCGUGACAAUGGCACGUAUGGUUAUGCACUACCACGGGAGAAAAUUCAGCCAACUUGCAAGGAAAUGCUCAUAGGAUUAGUGGAACUGAUGACGGUCCGGCACAGGAUGAAAUUAUUAAUAAUAUAUAUUUUAAUAAUAUGCAUCGGCCUGUGUACUCCAAAGAAAUACUAUAACCAUACAUUAUUCAGAGGAAUACCAGUGACAGAAAAUGAUUUAGAAUUCUUCAAUAAUAUAAGUAAAAUUUAUGAUGUUGAUUAUUGGAGACUUCCAGGUCUCAUGUAUAGACCUGUCGAAUUCCUUAUGCCGCCAAAAAAGAAGAAACAAUUCGUCAAAGAAGCUGCAACCAAAGGAAUUUAUCUGACCACCCUCAUAGAAGAUAUUCAGAGUGCAUUCGAUAUGCAAACGGUGAAAACGUACAUAAGACGGAACAUGGACUCUUUCGACUGGUCCAGCUAUUUCCGACUGGACGACAUUUACAAUUGGCUGCAGGAUCUAAAUAAACUACAUCCAAAAUCAAUGCUAUUGAUGAAUAUAGGAAAGACGACCGAGAAACGCGACAUUCUAGCAGCUCGGGUUGUACUGGAUAAAAAAAAAAACAAGCCGAAAGUAAUCGUAGAAGGCGGUAUCCAUGCCAGAGAGUGGAUUUCUAUAGCCUUCGUCACGUAUUUCCUGCAUCAGAUCGUAACAGCUAAAGAGUCUAAUGAUAUGGCUUUGACAAAAAUAGCUAAAACAUACGAAUGGUACUUUGUACCGGUGCUAAACCCUGAUGGAUAUGAAUACACACAUCUUAAGGAUCGCAUGCAUCGCAAGAACGCAAACGAUGUUGACAUUAAUAGAAAUUUUGGUAUCGCGUUUGGAACUGUAGGUGUGAGCCACGCCAAGAGUAGUGAAAUAUACUGUGGACCGACAGCAUUCUCUGAGGCUGAGAGUGUCGCUAUGGGUAAUUUCGUGAGAGAAAACAGUAAAAAUCUUCAAUAUUAUCUGGCGUUUCAUUCGUAUGGUCAAUACAUGAUUAUACCUUACGCUUUCUCAACGAAACAUCAUGAAAACUUUGACGAAGUCAGAGAUAUGGGACUCUUCGCUGCUAAUGCUAUAUCAAAAAGAUACGGAACGCAUUAUUCCGUUGGUACAGCCUAUGACACAGUUGGCUACAUAACUUCAGGCGUAAGCGGAUGUUGGGUGAAAAAAUCUUUUCAAGUACCAUAUGUCUUGACAUUUGAAUUGCGCGAUGAUGGUAAGCACGGCUUUGCUUUACCAACAAAUGAAAUUUUACCAACUUGUAUGGAGACUAUGGACGGUCUGGUCACCCUACUCACUCCUGAGCAGAAGUUGAGUGAUAUCAAUAAGUUAAAGGGGAAAGGAGAGAUGACGAAUAUUCUUGACGGUUUUGUUGUUAUUUGGAAUAUUUUGUUGUUUAUUAUAGUCCGUUUUGAUUGA